Messenger RNA from Manacus vitellinus (golden-collared manakin), 2561 nucleotides. It is a transcript of the gene DNMT3B, whose product is annotated as DNA methyltransferase 3 beta. The record is from RefSeq and is a predicted model, not a curated record. The transcript is spliced from 18 exons. Gene Ontology annotation, cellular component: nucleus. Gene Ontology annotation, molecular function: DNA binding; DNA (cytosine-5-)-methyltransferase activity, acting on CpG substrates. Gene Ontology annotation, biological process: negative regulation of transcription by RNA polymerase II. The coding region runs from base 1 to 2442 and encodes 813 amino acids. NCBI's taxonomy places the organism in Eukaryota, Metazoa, Chordata, Aves, Passeriformes, Pipridae.
AUGAAACAGGACAAGAGCCACGGGCAGGAUGAGGCAGACUGCAGGGCAAAGCUGAUCCUCCUCAACGGGGACUGCACCAAUCCUGCUACACCCAGUGUUGUACUGGAGGCGAAUGGGAAGCCCAGUACUCCAGAUCCCAUGGACCUCGCGCUGUUGCCUCUGCAGAACAAGGACAGCAAUGGAGACCUCUCCAAGGAGGACCUGGCCUGGCCACUUGGCCUGGCGGGGGUGCAGAAGGUGCAGCCCCGGGGCAGCGCUGGGUGGGAGAGCAGCCUCAGGCAGAAGCCCACAGUCCACCUCAUCUUCCAGGCAGGGCAGGCCCGGCACGUGACGAGGAUCAAGGAUCGAAGCAGUGUGGAGGCUCUCAGGGACCUGCGAACUCCUGUGCGGGGCUCCAGGCGUCGCUCAGCCAUGUCCACACCACUGACCAUCGACCUGACAGAGGAUGACUCCCGGGACUCAUCCCAGAGCAGCAGCACACUCUCUGGCAGCAGCUCCCAGGAGGGGCAGAAUGGCUCUGCCGAGCUGGGGGCUGAGGAGUCAGAGAGCAGAGACGUGGGGAUGGCACUGGAAUACCAGGAUGGGAAGGAAUUUGGAAUUGGGGAGCUCGUCUGGGGGAAGAUCAAAGGUUUCUCCUGGUGGCCUGCGAUUGUUGUCUCCCACAAAGCCACGGCCAAGCGCCAGGCUGUGUCAGGCAUGCGGUGGGUGCAGUGGUUUGGAGAUGGAAAGUUCUCCGAGGUUUCUGCGGACAAGCUGGUGGGACUGAUGGCCUUUAGGCAGCAUUUCAAUUCUUCCACGUUCAAUAAGCUGGUGUCCUACCGGCGCGCCAUAUACCAUGCCCUGGAGGUUGCCCGGAGCCGGUCGGGGAAGACGUUUACAACCGGCCCCAGGGACUCGCUGGAGGAGCAGCUGAAGCCGAUGAUUGACUGGGCAAUCACUGGCUUCAAACCCCUGGGGCUCAAGGGACUGCAGCCACCCAAAACCUCAGAAAAUGGGGUGCUGAGGAAUGGGACGGAGGAGGUGCUGUCCCUUGAACAGUAUCCCCCCACCAAGAGGCUGAAGAGCUACCCCUGCAACAAUGGCAAGGAGCAGCGUGUGGAAGAGGACCAGACCCGAGAACAAAUGGUUUCCGAAGUUACGAACAACAGCGGGAAGCUGGAAGACAGCUGUUUGUCCUGUGGGAGGAGGAACCCGGCCACCUUCCACCCACUGUUCAAAGGAGGCCUCUGCCAAACGUGCAGGGAUAGAUUCCUGGAGUUCUUCUACAUGUAUGAUGAAGAUGGUUACCAGUCCUACUGUGCUGUCUGCUGUGCGGGCAAGGAGCUGCUGCUCUGCAGCAAUUCCAGCUGCUGCAGGUGCUUCUGUGUGGAGUGUCUGGACGUGCUGGUGGGGCGAGGGACAUCGACCAGAGCAAAAAUGCAGGAGCCCUGGAACUGCUACAUGUGCUCACCCCAGCAGAACUACGGGCUGCUGCAGCGCCGGCAGGACUGGAACGCCCGUCUGCUGGACUUCUUCACCAGUGACAAGGGACAGGAAUAUGCUGCACCCAAAAUCUACCCAACAGUCCCGCCAGCAAAGAGGAGACCAAUCCGAGUGCUCUCGUUGUUCGAUGGGAUAGCAACAGGGUACAUGGUGCUGAAGGACUUGGGCAUCCAAGUGGAGAAGUACAUUGCCUCGGAGAUCGGCGACGACCCCAUCGCAGCGGGCACCGUGCGGCGGCCCGAGGGCAAUAUCACCUACGUGCACGAUGUCAGGAACAUAACCAAGAGAAACAUUGAGGAGUGGGGUCCUUUUGACCUGGUGAUCGGUGGAACCCCCUGUGAUGACCUCUCCCUUGUCAAUCCAACCAGGAAGGCACUGUUUGGUAAGGCUGCUUCACCUCUGCUGAGCUGGCCCAGGGAAGUGUUUCAGCCCCAGGCUGUGUUGGUGGUGGCUCCCUGUGGCACCUGCAGAGCACAGGCUGUUUCCAUGCCUGCUGUGGUGGAGAGGGCAGCCAGGCCCCCCCGGCACCCCAUUCCCGAUGCCUCAGCUGGUCCCAACCUGCUGCUCUGCUUUUUCCCUGCAGAAGGAAGCGGGAGGCUGUUCUUCGAGUUCUACCACCUGCUCAACUACGCCCGUCCCAAGGAAGGCGAGGAGCGGCCCUUCUUCUGGAUGUUUGAGAAUGUGGUGGCCAUGAGGGUCAAUGACAAGAGGGACAUUUCCCGGUUUCUGGAGUGUAACCCAGUUAUGAUUAAUGCGAUCAAGAUAUCAGCUGCCCACCGAGCUCGUUACUUCUGGGGCAACCUCCCGGGGAUGGACAGGAUCUUCGGCUUCCCCCUCCACUACACGGACGUCUCCAACAUCGGCCGCGGGGCUCACCAGAAGCUGCUGGAGAAAUCGUGGAGCGUCCCGGUCAUCCGGCACCUCUUCUCCCCGCUCAAGGAUUACUUUGCCUGUGAAUAGCAAGCCGAGCGUCCCUCGUCUCUCUGGUAAAGGUGCACAGCGCCGCUGCUGUGGCGGGAGAGGGACGGGCACGGCUGCCAGACUGCCAGGGCCCCGUCCCUCCCCGGCCACGUGCUGCG